AUGAGGUAGACAUGAGUCUUUGGGGGGCAAGGGGUGGAAUGGUGCAUUUUACUCUAAAAUGCCCCUGACAUGUCUCAUGUAUUUUGAAGUUGAUGGAUGCAGGGGCAAUGUACUCAGUCGCUAUUUCUCUGUUUCGUCUCCAAGGCUACUGAAGAUAGGGUCAGGAACGGACUCUGGUUUUCAGCCUGGAUCAGGCUCCAUGGAGCACCCACACUGUGCCCACUGGGAUCCCGGCCAGCCCAUCCUCAGGCUGAGGAUUCCAGGGCCACGUUUUGGAACCAUGUCAAUUCCCAACCUUCUGCCCCAGCAGCUUUGCUCAUGGAUCCCACAGACCCAAAGGGACCUCGCCAAGUCUGUCCUCAUCGGUGCCCCAGGAGGGCCAGCAGGGUACCUGCGGCGCGCCAGUGUGGCCCAGCUGACCCAGGAGCUGGGCACCACCUUCUUCCAGCAGCAGCAGCUGCCAGCAGCCAUGGCUGACACCUUCCUGGAACACCUCUGCCUGCUUGACAUCGACUCAGAGCCAGUGGCCGCUCGCAGCACCAGCAUCAUUGCCACCAUCGGGCCGGCAUCUCGAUCCGUCGAGCGCCUCAAGGAGAUGAUCAAGGCCGGGAUGGACAUCGCUCGACUCAAUUUCUCCCACGGAUCCCACGAGUACCACGCCGCGUCCAUCGCUAACAUCCGGGAGGCAGCAGAGAGCUUCGCGAGCUCCCCGCUCAUCUACAGGCCCGUGGGUAUCGCUUUGGACACCAAGGGGCCCGAGAUCCGCACUGGGAUCCUGCGAGGGGGCCCGGAGUCGGAAGUGGAGAUUGUGAAGGGCGCCCGGGUGCUGGUUACUGUGGACUCGGCCUUCCGGACUCGGGGGGACGCGGACACCGUGUGGGUGGACUACUCCAACAUCGCCCGGGUCGUGCCGGUGGGGGGCCGCAUCUACAUCGACGACGGCCUCAUCUGCCUUGUGGUCCGGAAAAUCGGCCCCGAGGGGCUGCUGACCGAGGUGGAGAGCGGCGGCGUCCUAGGCAGCAGGAAGGGCGUGAACCUGCCCGGCGCCGAGGUGGACCUCCCUAGCCUGUCCGAGCAAGAUGCCAAGGACCUGCGCUUCGGGGUGGAGCAUGGGGUGGACAUCAUCUUCGCCUCCUUCGUGCGGAAAGCCAGCGACGUGGCUGCUGUGCGGGCGGCCCUGGGGCCGGAAGGACAGGGCAUCAAAAUCAUCAGCAAAAUCGAGAAUCAUGAAGGCGUGAAGAAGUUUGAUGAAAUCCUGGAGGUGAGCGAUGGCAUCAUGGUGGCACGAGGUGAUCUGGGCAUCGAGAUCCCGGCCGAGAAGGUUUUCCUGGCUCAGAAGAUGAUGAUUGGGCGCUGCAACUUGGCGGGCAAGCCCGUGGUCUGUGCCACACAGAUGCUGGAGAGCAUGAUCACCAAGCCCCGGCCAACUCGGGCAGAGACCAGCGACGUGGCCAACGCCGUGCUGGACGGGGCUGACUGCAUCAUGUUGUCAGGGGAGACCGCCAAGGGCAACUUCCCGGUGGAGGCCGUGAAGAUGCAGCACGCGAUUGCUCGGGAGGCAGAGGCCGCAGUGUACCACCGGCAGCUGUUUGAGGAGCUACGCCGGGCAGCACCACUGAGCCGUGACCCCACUGAGGUCACCGCCAUCGGCGCUGUGGAGGCUGCCUUCAAGUGCUGCGCUGCUGCCAUCAUCGUGCUGACCACCUCUGGCCGCUCAGCCCAGCUUCUGUCUCGGUACCGCCCUCGUGCAGCGGUCAUCGCUGUCACCCGCUCUGCCCAGGCUGCUCGCCAGAUCCACCUGUGCCGGGGAGUCUUCCCCGUGCUCUACCGUGAGGUUCCGGAGGCCAUCUGGGCAGAUGAUGUGGAUCGCCGGGUCCAGUUUGGCAUCGAAAGCGGGGCUGACUGUCCUCCACCCUCCCCCAGGAAAGCUUCGUGGCUUCCUCAGCGCAGGGGAUCUGGUGAUUGUGGUGACGGGCUGGCGGCCUGGCUCUGGCUACACCAACAUCAUGCGGGUGCUGAGCAUCUCCUGAGCACGCGGCACCCCCAGGUCCCUCCCUCCCCACUCGGCUCCCUGCUGUCUCCACUCCCACGUUCCCUGUUUGAGGCCACAUCUGCCAUGGAGCCCCACUCUAGGGUGCCUCUCCUCCUCUCCGCUCCUUGCAGCCCAUGACAAUCUGCAUCCAGCGACGCUCUGGCUGCCGGGCAGCACUGAUCCUAUGGCCUCUGCGUCCAAUCCGCUCAGGUGUCAGAUCCGCUAAGGUGUCCUGAGCCUUUAAUCUCAGCCCGGCUGGUUAAUUCCCUUCCCACAGGUUCCCACCCCUCACCUCUUUGAGGUGACUGGCAGCCAUCAAAGCAUGCUUUGGGGCAAGCUGAGCGAAUCCCUGACUUCACGGCCUCAGUGCCAGCCUUGCAGAGCCCUCCCCUCAUGCCUGGCUGGGUCCAGUGCCCCCCCCUUACACCUAGAAAUUUCUUGCACCCACUUUAUUCCCACACACAAACCAGGAGCCAAAAUGAGUAUCUAUUUUCUUUUUAAACACAGCUGUUUACAGCAAUGAUAAAACUUCUCCCACACACCGAGAACCCCGUAACUCUCCCCUAAAAGGAAAGAUUUAGGGUCCUGGCCCUCCACAUUCUUUGAUGCUGCAGAAAAGGAGAGGGGACAGAGCGGAUGGGUAAGGGGUUACUCUUGUCCCUGAGAAGGCAGAGGGGCCAGCCUGCCUUUCCCCAGGCAUGGAUGCCUUGGCACAUCCCUUAUUCCUGCACCAACAGCAGACCCAGGAGAGAAAAACCCUGUGGUGAAAUCGGUGUCCUCCCUUCUUGGUCAGCCCCUCCUGCCUCUACCUACAUAGGGAGGAGGUUCAAAUAUUGCUGAUGGCGCUGCUCGAGGGCCACAGAAGCUGGCAUGGAGGGACAGGGAGGCACAGGUGAACAAAAGGAGUUGAUAAUAAGUCAAAUAGCAAAUGAACAAAUCAAUAAAUAACUGAAUAAAUAAGAUGAAAAGAAA
This is a messenger RNA of Heterocephalus glaber (naked mole-rat), 3004 nucleotides long. It is a transcript of the gene Pklr, whose product is annotated as pyruvate kinase L/R. Gene Ontology annotation, molecular function: potassium ion binding; magnesium ion binding; pyruvate kinase activity. Gene Ontology annotation, biological process: glycolytic process. The record is from RefSeq and is a predicted model, not a curated record. Lineage: Eukaryota; Metazoa; Chordata; Mammalia; Rodentia; Bathyergidae.